Molecule: messenger RNA, 816 nt
Organism: Morchella importuna
Lineage: Eukaryota; Fungi; Ascomycota; Pezizomycetes; Pezizales; Morchellaceae
Exons: 5
Coding region: 1-816 (271 amino acids)
Source: RefSeq, a predicted model, not a curated record
AUGGGUGUCGUAGACGACGUGAGCACCUACCUCACCGACAACCCCCGCGCGCGCACCGCCCUCCUCGCGACCACCGCCGCCGCCGCCCCGCUCCUCGCCGCCCCAUUCCUCGCUGUCCCCGCGCUCCUCGCCGCGGGCGUCGUGGGCAGCAGCAUUGCAUCAGUUGGCUCCGUCGGUGCCGGAAGCCUGUUUGCGCUCUGCCAGAGCGUGGUCGUGGGCGGGUAUGGCGCUGCGGCACUCGAGACAGCGGCGACAGCGGCGACAGCGGCCUCGGGUGUGGUGGCGGGUGGUGGGGCGGCCACUCGGGAGAAGAAGCGGGAGCAGGAGCAGGAGCGGGAGCAGAGGUGGGAGCAGGAGCAGGAGCAGAAACAGGAUAAUGAGGGUAGCAACGAGGGAAGGGGCGGGAAGCAAAAGCUUAAGGACGUGAAGAAGACUGAGAAGGAGAAGAGCUCUGGCUCUGGCUCAGACUCGGACACAGAGGACGAGGAUAAAUAUUACGGCUCCGACAACUCGCCGGCCACGGACAGCGGCAAGCACACGGCGGCGCAGCGGCGGGAGAAGCGGUUCCGCAAGGUGCGUCGCGAGGUGCGGGACGCGGCGGAGUUGGAGCAGGAGCGGGAGCGCGCGGAGGCGCGGGAGGAGAGGAAACGGGCCAAGAAGUUGAAGGAGAUGGUUGCGCGGAGGGAUGUGAAGGAGGCUGCUAAGAGGAGAGGGGGAGUUGGUUGUUGGAGUUGGAGUUGUGUAUGCUUGUUGAAACGGUUCCGCUCUGCUUCACAAGGUGUUGAGUUGGGGAUGCUUUGGAAUGACAAGAUAUAA